This is a messenger RNA of Fundulus heteroclitus (mummichog), 3787 nucleotides long. RefSeq names its product gamma-aminobutyric acid type B receptor subunit 2. The record is from RefSeq and is a predicted model, not a curated record. NCBI's taxonomy places the organism in Eukaryota, Metazoa, Chordata, Actinopteri, Cyprinodontiformes, Fundulidae. The transcript is spliced from 17 exons. Gene Ontology annotation, biological process: gamma-aminobutyric acid signaling pathway; G protein-coupled receptor signaling pathway. Gene Ontology annotation, molecular function: G protein-coupled GABA receptor activity. Gene Ontology annotation, cellular component: G protein-coupled receptor heterodimeric complex; membrane. Bases 484 to 3084 code for a protein of 866 amino acids.
CUUCAGAACCUUUUCUCCUUCCUUAAUCCACCAUCAGAACCAGAUCUCCUUCCUUAAUCCACCAUCAGAACCUUUUCUUCUUCCUUAAUCCACCAUCAGAACCUGUUGUCCUUCCUUAAUCCACCAUCAGAACCGGUUCUCCUUCCUUAAUCCACCAUCAGAACCUUUUCUCCUUCCUUAAUCCACCAUCAGAACCGGUUCUCCUUCCUUAAUCCACCAUCAGAACCUCUGAGCGGGCCGAACCAGAACAGACGGUGCUUCAGAGGACUAGAUGAACCACAGAGCUGAGGAGAAGCAGCUUGCUGGACAUCUUCAGCUGCAGGAGGCCGGGUUGUGGUAGAAGCGGGUUCUGAUUGGACUCUGUGGGCCCGGCUGGUUCUCCUGGUACCAUGUGGUGCUGCAGCUGAUCCUUUUAUCUCCUCAGCCGACCCGCGGCUCUCAGCCUCUAACAGGAUUAGUGCCUCAGGGCUUCCUGCAGCAGCGAUGAUGGCUCGGUUCGGACGGGUCCGGGAGGUUCUGAGGCUGCUGCUGACGGUCGGGCCGGUGCUGGUUCUGGCCGGGGUCCGGCUGCCGGUGCCGGUGCUGUGGAUGGUGCCGGUCGGCUCUGGUUCUGGGAGGCAGAACCUGACAGCCGGCGUGGCUCCGGCCGUCAGACUGGCUCUGCAGGACCUGCAGAGACAAGCGGCUCCGCUGGGGAACCAUGAGGUCCAGCUGCAGCUGCUGGACUCCCAGUGUGACACAGCUGAGGCCCUCAAAGCCCUGUUUGACACCUUGUGGGCGGGGCCCAGGUACCUGCUGCUGCUGGGAGGGGCGUGUCCACCUGUGACGGCACUCCUCGCGCGCUCUCUGCCGGCUCUCAACCUGCUGCAGGUGUCUUUUGAGGCUCCGCCCCCCAACCUGUCCAACCGGAAGUGGUACGGCCACCUGUUCAGCACGGCGCCGUCGGCCCGACAGGUGAACCUGGCUGCGGUGAGGCUGCUGCAGCGCUACAGGUGGAGGAGGAUCGGGCUGCUGACGCAGGACAGAGCAGAGCUGACUGAGAUGAGGAAGGAUCUGAGCCGGCAGCUGCUAAAGACCGACAUCGAGCUCGCCGCCUCAGAAAGCUUCUCUGAGGACGCCUGCAGCAGCUUGAAGAGGCUGAAGGAUGAAGAUGUCCGCAUCAUCGUUGCACAGCUGGAGGACGGUUCUGUGACGGAGGUGUUCUGCUGCGCCUACAGACUGGACCUGUUCGGACCUCGGUACCAGUGGAUCGUAGCAGCAGGAGGACCGUCUGGAUGGCGGCUGGGAUGGCGGCCCUCGGCGUGCUCCGCUAACAGUCUGCUGACGGCCGCAGACGGUUCCUUCAGGCUGCAGGUCCGACAGCUCAGCGCCGCCAACACACCUGGAGUCUCUGGACGGACGGCUCAGAACUACCUGGAGACGUACCUGGCCCAGGAGGGGUCAGGGGUCAGCCCCCUCCACGCCUUCGCCUACGACGCCGUUUGGGUCGGCGCCAGAGCUCUGGUUCAGGUGACGGAGGCGGCGAAGCUCAGCGGCCGGCCCGGUUCUCCGAGGAACGUCAGCGAGGAAGAGGAGCUGAAGAUGCUGCUGGAGGCUGUGAGGAACACGCAGUUUGAAGGCGUGACGGGUCCGGUUUCCUUUCGUAACGGGGAGAGGAUGACGGUGAUCGAGCUGGUCCAGUUCCAGGGUGAGGCCUCCUGUUCUGGACCCGGUUCUGGCCUGGUCCAGAAGCUGAGCUCUGGUUCUGUGUCCCCAGGAGACAGCGGCGUGUUGGUGGGAGAGUUCAGCACCACCAGCCAGCAGGUCCGAAUCCGGGACCAGCUGCUGAGAUUCAAAGGUCCAGGACCGGCCAAAGACCGGACUCAGGUCCAUCUGCGGCGCCGUCACGUCAGCCUGGUUCUGUACGCCGUCGUCUCAUCAGCUGCUGCCGGAACCAUCUUCAUCACCCUGGUCCUGCUCUGCGUGGUCAUCUUCAGCCACAGACGCUGGCUGCUGAGGUCCGGAGGUUCUUCCAUGGACGAGCUGCUCCUGCUGGGCCUCCUGCUGUCUUCCUCAUCGGUCCUCUGCUCCGGGCUGGACAGAACCUCGCUGCCGGACCGGACGCUGGAGGUCCUCUGCUCUGUCCGUCUGUGGACGCUGUCGCUGGGUCACACCGCGGGCUUCACUGCCCUCUUCACCAACACCUGGAAGGUGUACUCUCUGUGCCGCGUCGAGCCCGAGCAUCAGACCCACCUGCAGCAAACCGGCCGCCUCCAGCUCUGGAUCCUCCUGCUGGACCUGUUUGUUCUGACCUCCUGGCAGAUCCUGGACCCGCUCCGAUGGCUGGUUCUCCAGCACGGCUCGGAGGAAUACCUGGCGGAGCAGGACGUCGUCAUCCGCCCGUGUUCUGAAGGAUGCAGCAGCACCAAGCUGGACCUGUGGCUCACGGCCGUCUACGCGUACAAAGCUCCUCUGCUGGGUCUGGGCUGCUUCCUGGCCUGGAACAUCAGGGCUGCUGUCAGCGGUAAACUUCUCGCUCUCAGCAUGUUCUCUCUGGCGGCGUUCAGCGCGGCCGCAGCGUCGGCGGCGCUGCUGCUGUCCGGCCGGCCCGCCGUUAGCUUCUGUCUCUGCAGCAUCCUCAUCCUCAGCUGCAACAUCUUCAUCCUCACUGGCCUGUUUGGGCCCCAGAUCUACUGCAUGCUGUGGAGCAGCGCUGGGCUUCAGCAGACCUCAGAGCUGCAGGAUAAAGCUGCAGGGGGAGAAGGUGUGGACCGGCUGACCAGGUUCAAUCAGGACCUCAGGAGUCAGAGUGCUCAGCUGGAUGUUCAGAUUGAAACCAUCAGCAUGGAGCUCUCUGAGAUGCUUCAGGAGGAAACGGGAGGCAGACUCGGUAACGUCCUGACGUCAGCUCAUGAAGCUCUGGUCUGUGAGGAGAAACCUUCAGGUGUGGACAACAUCAACUCCCCGGAGCACGUCCGGCGCCGUCUGUCCUUCCAGCUGCCCAUCCUCCAUCACGCCUACCUUCCCGUCAUCGGAGGCGUCAGCUCCAGCAGCUCCAGCCUGUUCAGCACCCCCCAUCAGCCGGACCACCUGCUGCACACCUGAGGACAGGAAGCUGCGGGGACGCCAGCAGGAAGGAGAACCACCAGAUGAGCUCUGCUGGUUACCGUGAACAUUUGCCCUAACGAUCCCCUGAGUCUGAUUGGCAGGAACGUUUAUCCUUAACCUUCAGCUUUGGUCCAUUCUCACAUGGAUAUUUUGCCACAUGGGUUUUAUUUUUUUAUUUUGUGCUGUUGGACCUCCUGCCUGCGAGCGAGCGGAGUUUCCUCUCAGAAAACAUUUUAGAUUCUGUGUUCUGAUGUGUUAUGGUGAGGCCCUGCUGCUAGAACCCAGACCCCCACUGUAGGCCUCCCACAUGUUGUCCUGGUUCUGUUUCCAUUAAACCCAUCGGGUCCGGAUCGAAUGUUUACCAGAACCUAAGUUCCUGGUUCCUGAUCUUCUGCAGAGAACCCGUCUGUAGGUGAAGCCGUGGAGCGGCUCUGGUUAAAGCUUCAUUUUUAUGUUGCUCUCUGCUGUUAAUAAUAAUAAUAAUAAUAAUAAUAAUAAUAAUAAUAGUAAGGAAUAGAUUUCAGGUCCAGGAGUCAGGGAGCGGUUCUGAACCUGCAGCAGGAAACGCUGGAGGUGACAUUUCCAAACCAGAUGGUUGGUGAAUGGAGACAAAAUGAGACAACAUCACCUUUGUUACCCCUGUUAACCCUGUUAACCCUGUUAACGUGUUAACCUGUUAACCUGUUACCCCGUUACACCU